This is a messenger RNA of Cryptococcus wingfieldii CBS 7118, 1752 nucleotides long. Its product is annotated as lysophospholipid acyltransferase. Gene Ontology annotation, cellular component: membrane; endoplasmic reticulum. The record is from RefSeq and is a predicted model, not a curated record. Gene Ontology annotation, molecular function: 1-acylglycerol-3-phosphate O-acyltransferase activity; 1-acylglycerophosphocholine O-acyltransferase activity. Gene Ontology annotation, biological process: glycerophospholipid biosynthetic process; lipid modification. The transcript has 9 exons. Lineage: Eukaryota; Fungi; Basidiomycota; Tremellomycetes; Tremellales; Cryptococcaceae. Bases 1 to 1752 code for a protein of 583 amino acids.
AUGUUCUGGGACCCUGCAUUCAACAAUGCCUCAGCCAUAGUCGGCGCACCCCCAGACCAGCUCAAGCUCAUCUUCUCGCUCCUGGUGUCAUACCCCCUCGGAUCGCUCUACAUCCGCCUGCCGUCGUCCAGGCCAUAUGUGGCGCACCUGUUCUCUAUCGUGCUAUCCACAGUAUUCCUGGUCCCACUACUGGGACUUGGAGGGGGCAUGCUCCAUCUGCUGUUCAGCUCGUUGGGUACAUAUGCCAUUGUAAAGUACAUGAAGGGGACCAACAUGCCUUGGGUGGCUUUCUGCUUUGUCAUGGGACAUUUGCUCUUCAAUCACCUCAAGCGCUCUUACCUCGGUCUAUCUUCAAGUAGCAUCGAGAUCUCUGGAUCCCAAAUGGUGCUUGUCAUGAAAUUGUCUACGUUUGCAUGGAACGUGCACGACGGGAGGAGCAAGGACGAGGAUCUGGAUACGAGUCAGAGAGAGACCAAACUCACAGAUCUGCCCGGGCUGAUACCCUUCCUGGGAUACUGCUUCUUCUUCCCUUCCAUUCUUGUCGGCCCCUCAUUUGAUUACGCCACAUACGACGCUCUUGUGCACCAUCGACUGUACAAGAUAGCACCUCCAGGGACUUCUCCGGAACAAGCUGCGGCUGUCAAGACACGUAUCCCCUAUGGCCGCAAACGAGUCGCAUAUCUUCAUCUCGUCAUUGGUCUUUCCUUCCUCGGCCUCUAUGCCACUUAUGGCGGCAAAUUCAGCUAUGAGCAAAUCCUGCGCAAAGAGUUCUUGGGGUACAAGGUACUACAGAAGUUCGGCUUUGUUCAGCUCUGCGGAUUGUUUGCCAGGACCAAAUACUAUGCCGUCUGGAGUUUGUCCGAGGGGGCUUGUGUCCUGACAGGACUCGGGUUCAACGGGUAUGAUCCAAAGACGGGCAGGACGUUGUGGAACCGGGUCAGGAAUAUCAACAUCAAGGGCAUCGAGACGGCAGAGAGCUGGAAAGUCUUGUUUGACAGCUGGAACUGCCGGACUAAUGUCUGGUUGAGAGAUUCUGUUUAUAAGAGGCUCACCAAGAAGGGGCAAAAAGGUGGCACCAAGGAGAGUAUGGCGACUUUUUUGACUUCUGCCUUCUGGCACGGAAUUGACCCUGGCUACUAUUUGGCAUUCUUCAUGGGUGGUGUCUUUCAAUCACUAGGUCGCCAGUCGCGACGCUUUAUCCGUCCAUACUUUAUGCCUGUCGAGGGUUCCACUAUCGCCCCUGCCAAGAGAUUAUACGACGUCGCCGGCUGGUUGUUUGUACAAGCCAACCUCAACUAUCUCGUCGCUCCUUUCCUGCUUCUCGAUUUCAAGGAUUCGGUCGGCGCCUGGGGCCGAAUGUACUGGUACGGCCACAUAGCCGCUUUCAGUACACUCGCCUUCAUGUCUCUUGGUGGCAGGCGCGCACUCAAGAAUGGUCUUCGAUCACGAAAACCUGCCGUCCCGCCCCCUUCGCUCAGAGUGUCGCCUCCCUCACCUCCCCUUCUUGCACCCGAAAUCCCGCCACCUGCGCCCGAGGACGAAAAAGACAGUCGAGAUCUUCGAUGGGUCAAGCACGCGCUCGAUAACCCCGAGUAUCAGGAUGACGGCGAAGGUGUGGGGAUGGGAGUGGCCAUUCCCGACCAUGGGUUUAUUGAUAGAUGGAUAGAAGGAGCAGAGACUCCUGCGACUGGGAUGAGUCGGGUUAGUACGCCAAAGAACGAGGCUGGUGAUCCCCUAGUCGAAAGGAAGUGA